Molecule: messenger RNA, 1813 nt
Organism: Microplitis mediator
Lineage: Eukaryota; Metazoa; Arthropoda; Insecta; Hymenoptera; Braconidae
Product: cytoplasmic dynein 2 intermediate chain 2-like
Exons: 9
Coding region: 344-1753 (469 amino acids)
Biological process (GO): intraciliary transport
Cellular component (GO): cytoplasmic dynein complex; ciliary plasm
Molecular function (GO): dynein heavy chain binding; dynein light chain binding
Source: RefSeq, a predicted model, not a curated record
CUUAUUUUUGGGAGAGGAGAAAAAAACCCGAAGUAAACUGUUGUUGAGACAAUUAUAGACAUGAUAUAUAAUUUUUCUGUCAUAUUGUAUAUAUUUUUAUUGAUAUUUUAAUUGUAUAGCCGUAAAAAAAUAAGAAUUUCACUUGAACGAUAGAUUUCAUAUUUUUUUUAUUUUGAAACUUGAAUUUUUUUAAAUAUCGCUCAAGUCAUGUCAUAAAAUUUUAUAAGGUUAUGUAUGAUAUAAAUAAGUAUACAAAUUUGUAAGUACUAAAUGUACUAGUAUACAAAAAAAACAAGUUGACAACAAUAGAAAUAAAUAUAAGAAUUGAAAAAUUUAAAUAAAAAUGUUUAAUAAUAAAUCAAAUGAUCCGGAAUUUUUUUCAUCAACAGUCACUACAGAAACUGAAAAAUCAAGUAAUUCAUUACAAACAGAUGAUUUAAUUUAUAAAAAUAAAAAUAUACAAUCUACUGUGCAACAUAGUGUUGAGACACAGACAGAAGCUGGGCAAUCACCGAAAGACGUUGCCGUUGAUUAUGAUAAAUUAGCAGCAUUUUUAAAUAAGGUAACGCCUAAAGUACUUGAAGCACUUGAUGAAAUAUAUGACAAUCAUACUAUUAAUUCAUAUGAACCUAUUGGUUCACGUGACAAUGAUUAUCAAUUAAAAUUAUUAAAUAAAUUUUCUACCAUUGAUGAAUUCGACAAACAGAAAAAAAUAAGCUCAUUGAGUUGGAGCAAAAAUGGCGGGACUCUUGCUGUGGCGUACAGUAGCAAUCACACUGCGUGGUGCGAUCAUCAAUCGCGUAUUAAAUUCUACAAUUUAAAUCGCAAUGAUGAUAAAUUGAGUGAAGCUGAGCUUAAAAAUUAUGAAACUAAUUCAUGUGUUACAUGCUUGGCUUAUCAUCCUAUUGAGCCGUCUGUUAUUGCCGCUGGUUUAUUUAAUGGUGAUGUAUUACUAUGGAAUAUUGCCGAUAAUUUAUCACAGCCAUUACAAAUUAUCGUACACAACGAGGUCGUAACAUCAUUAAUGUGGCGACGUACAACAAUAACUACAGAUUCAUCAUUACUGAUAACAACAAGCUCCGAUGGUUAUAUUUAUAUAAAUAAAUUAAUUGACAAUUUUACUGAUUCAAAACUUAUAAACCGAUUCAAAAUAAUAAAAGAACAUAAUCCAGUUGAAAAUAGUCGACCACCAAGUGCCAGUGGACGGUAUGAACGGACCAUAGAACCAGGACUAUCAAUAACAUGUCUAGAUAUAUCAUAUAAAAACAAUGAUAUAUUUAUUAUCGGUACUUUAUGCGGUGGUUUAUAUAAAUGCAGUUUUAAUGCGACAACUCCAGUCCAAGGAGACGAGUCAUUGAUUGAUCCAGUUGUCGAUGAAUACGAACGCUGCAAUGGUUCUAUUGUUGAUUUAAAAUGUCUGAGUGUACAGGAUACUUUAAUAACUUGUAAUAGUAACAAAGAAAUACGUAUUUAUAAUAUUACUGAGAUGUCGAUAAUAAGGAUCAUUAGUAUGGAACAUACUGUAACAGGAUUGAAUUUUAUAAAUAAUAUUGUAGUAACAUAUGGCGCUGAUGAGAUGAUCAACUUUUUUAAUGUCAAUUCUGGACAAAUUUGUUCAGAUUUAAAAAUAAAAUGUCAGAAUCAUUUAAUUAGUUCCCUAGAUAUUUCAUUGAAAAGAAAUACUAUUGCUAUUGGUGAUGUACUUGGUAAUUUAGAAGUAUGGAAAAUUCCACCUCAAACAACAAUUAACUGAUAUUAUUUGUGAUUGUAAUUUUAUUAACAGUUUUUUUGCACAUUUUUAAUAAAUAAUUUU